This is a messenger RNA of Tripterygium wilfordii, 1936 nucleotides long. RefSeq names its product F-box protein At3g07870-like. NCBI's taxonomy places the organism in Eukaryota, Viridiplantae, Streptophyta, Magnoliopsida, Celastrales, Celastraceae. Gene Ontology annotation, molecular function: protein binding. The coding region runs from base 216 to 1454 and encodes 412 amino acids. The transcript is spliced from 2 exons. The record is from RefSeq and is a predicted model, not a curated record.
UGGGCGUCUACAUUAACUUUCUCUGUAUUAAAGAAGAACCCAACUCUAUUUUUCAAUGGUGGAUCCCAUACCACGACACAACUUCCUUGUGGUUUCCGUCUUUUUUUCAUUAAAAACUGUGUAAUCUUAUCAAAGUCCACCAUUGUUAUCUGCAAGAGCUUGUUUCAAGAAAUCUCCCAACAACCCACUUCGUUGAUUGAUCUGGGUGCUCUUCAAUGUACUCUGAUAGUGAGAGGCCGGGGAAGAAGAGAAGGACCAAGCUUGAAGAUGAUUCACAAGAAUCACAAACGACGGGUAUGGAGCGGUUGCCUACUGACAUCGUAAUUGACAUACUUUUAAGAUUACCCAUCACGUCUUUGGUUCAAUUCAAGCUUGUUUGCAGAGGUUGGAGAAUCCUAGCAAAAAACCCUCAAUUUCCUAAUCUCCAUCUCUCCUUCACAUCCGAGAACGAUCCUUGUCUCAUCCUUCACUGCGAUUUCCCAAUCCGGAAUCAACUUCACUUUCUGGAUUUCUCUGCUGAGGACGACAAGAAAGACAAGGUGAAGAGAUUGCAUACGCCUUUUCAAGCAAAGAUGCCUGAAUUUGAUGUGGUAGGUUCAUGUAAUGGCUUGUUGUGCUUAUCUGAUUCUUUGUUCAAUGAAGCACUUUAUUUAUUCAAUCCUUUCACAACCAGUUAUGUAGAAUUGCCCAAAUCUAUUCAAUACCCUGAUCAAGAAGUUGUUUUUGGAUUUGGGUUUAGUGAGAGGACCAAGGAAUACAAGGUAGUCAAGAUAGUUUAUUAUAGGAAUGGUCAUAGUAGUAGCUAUAAGCUUUCGCGUAGAAUGAUUUAUACACAAUCAGAGGUUCAAAUUCUAACACUAGGCAGCUCCAGUUGGAGAAGUUUAGGCAAAGUACCACACCAGCUUGUCCGCAGGCACUCGGAGGCUUUGGUUAAUGGAAGACUUCAUUGGGCUAGUCGUCCGCGCAGAUUCAACCCAGCUCGCAGAAUCAUCUCAUUUGACUUAGCCGAUGAGAGAUUCUUGGAGGUUGAAAAACCAGAUUGUGGUGGACUAAGUAGGUGUAAUUAUCAUCUGGCAGUACUAAGAGGGUGCCUUUCUGCUGCUGUUUAUUGCAAUUAUGGAAGAUUGGAGAUCUGGGUCAUGAAAGAGUAUAAUGUGAAGGAGUCAUGGGUUAAAGAAUUCAAUAUUGGGUCUUACAUGCCAAAGGGACUGAAACAACAUGUGGAGCAGCCUUUCAAGAACUGGAAGAAUGGCUCCAAUGGAAGAGUAGUGAGAGUUUUGUGUCAAUUGAAAAAUGGUGAGAUUCUGUUGGAGUACAAAAAUAGAGUCCUUGCUUGUUAUGACCCAAAGCAAGGGAAGUUCAGGGAUCUUGUGCUUCAAGGAACACCUAAUUGGUUUCAAACAGUCGUUCAUGUGGGGAGCCUCAAUUGGAUUGACACCCCCAGUUACAUAUAAGCCCCCUCUAUUUCAUGCAUGUUUUUGCAUCAAAGGUCACAUUGUAAGAUGUUUCGCAAGGCUCCUUCUAAGGUGCUGGGACUCGGAGGGCUUGCAAUGAAUCGACUAUACUAAAGGUAUGCUUCACUUCAAAGGUCACAUCAACUUCACAAGGCUUCCUGCCAUGGUGCCGGAACUCUGGAGGGCUUGCAAUGAAUCAACUAUACUACAGGUAUGCUUCACAUCAAAGGUCACACCCACUUCACAAGGUUCCUGCUAUGGUGCCGGAACUCAAGAUGUCUGUGUACAUCCUACCUGUCCCAACACCACCCACUGAGGAAGUCUUGUUCAUGAAUGUUGUUUAUCUCAACCUUUUUAUUGUAUCUGAGGUAUAAUCAUUAUCUGUUGUAUUAUAUAUGUACACAAUUGCAAUACAAAUUCAUUGUCUUAACCAUUGUGAACUCCAAAUGAUAUAACCAUAUACAAAUUUAGACUUCAUUGCA